Molecule: messenger RNA, 1863 nt
Organism: Adineta ricciae
Lineage: Eukaryota; Metazoa; Rotifera; Eurotatoria; Adinetida; Adinetidae
Source: the annotation of a GenBank genome assembly
AUGACUGAAUCACACCAGCUUGCUGAUAAAACACUUUUUUAUGUCAAUAUCUCUACCUUAAUCUUCCGUAACUGUUCCACAACAAGAGUCAAUUUUUCUGUUCGAUGGUUUAGUACAAGAUGGAGAUGCGAUUCCACCGGAAGGUCAACAUCACAAACAAUUUCAAUAUGCCGACCACCGCCUCUCUAUUCUUCUAAUCAUUUAAUAAUGAGCAACCUAUUCAAUAUGCCCUUUUCGUUCUCAGUCAAUCCUCAAACAUUGAAAAAUUUGUUACAAUAUCGGAAAAAUAUUCAACCGAAUUCAAGUGAUGACAAAUGGUCAGAAAAAGCCAUCAAAGGGUUAAUUAAACGGUUAACCAAAGCAUCCAUGGUCGAUGAUUUGCAAGCAGCAUUGGAUAAUCAAAAUCCGCAAACGCGCUGUGUAACUAUUCCAAGAGAUGCACAAAAGAAAUUGGUCGAACCAAAUCCAUCUUCAACAGUUCGAAAGGCAUUCAAUGAUGUGACACCUGUUGUCGCUUUCUGCCGUAUAUGGCGUUGGCCAGAUUUAAAUACUCACAUGGAAUUACGUCCAAUAGAUACAUGUGUAUAUGCAUUUCAACAUGAAAAAGAUCAGAUAUGUGUCAAUCCCUACCAUUCAGAACGAGUUGUUGCACCAUUUAUUCCACCAGUUUACGUUCCUGUUUCGGAUCGUGCUGUGUUUGAUUCGACAGCUAGCGAACGAAUGCAAAUUCAACCCGAUUCGACAGUUCCAAUGGAUUUUGCAACAUCACCAGCAGAUCAACAACGUACUGCUGUGAAUAGUCCGGCAAGUGUACAAGACAAUUACGAAGCAAUGACACCGACACAAGCAACAAUGAAUCAGCACCAGAUUGCUGCUCCAACGAAUUUAAACGGCGUUCAAACCGCACCAAUCGCCUAUGCUGAAACACUGUUUUGGUGCUCGAUACUUUAUUACGAAUUAAACCAACGUGUGGGUGAAACGUUUCAUGCUUCGCUCAACUCACUUGUUAUUGAUGGUUUUUGCGACCCGAAUGCAUCGGAUCGGUUUUGCCUUGGAUCACUUACAAACAUCAACCGUACUGCCGAAAGUGAAGCAUGCCGACGAAUGAUUGGUAAUGGUGUUCGACUUUAUUACAUCGGCGGUGAAGUCUUUGCAGAAUGCCUGUCAGAUACACCAAUAUUUGUACAAAGUCCAAGUUGUAAUCAACGUUUUCAAUGGCAUCCUGCAACUGUGUGCAAAAUUCCACCACGCUGUAAUUUAAAGAUCUUCAGUAACACAGAAUUUGCUCAAACAUUAAGUGAAACUAUUCAAUACGGUUACGAAGCUGUUUACAAUCUUACACGAAUCUGUGCUAUUCGAAUGAGUUUUGUUAAAGGAUGGGGUGAAGAAUAUCGGCGCCGUACAAUCAUGAGUACACCAUGUUGGGUAGAAAUUCAUCUGAAUGGUCCAAUGCAAUGGCUUGACAAUGUUCUUCAGCAAUUACCAGCACCUGGUAGCAUGUCCAAUUUUGUCUUUCUUCUCCAUCGAAAGAACAAGUACAACAUGGUUAAUGUACCAAAAACACGUCGUACCUUUUGCAAGGGUAAAAACUGCAAAAAACACACCUUACACAAAGUGUCCCAAUACAAAAAAGGCAAAGACAGCGUUCAUGCUCAAGGCAAACGACGUUACGAUAUGAAACAAAAAGGUUACGGUGGUCAAAAGAAACCCGUGUUUCAUAAAAAAGCUAAAACAACCAAGAAAAUUGUUUUGCGAAUGGAAUGUACGGAGUGCAAAUUCAAAAAACAAUUAGCCAUCAAACGUACCAAACAUUUCGAAUUGGGUGCCGAAAAGAAGAAGAAAAAUCAAGUUAUCAGUUAUUAA